This is a messenger RNA of Physcomitrium patens, 1661 nucleotides long. The record is from RefSeq and is a predicted model, not a curated record. NCBI's taxonomy places the organism in Eukaryota, Viridiplantae, Streptophyta, Bryopsida, Funariales, Funariaceae.
CUCGUGGUCAUGGCACUCGCUUUGGGGGAGCUGACCUUUUUCGUGAUCAGCUUUUGAGAAGCUUUUUGAUGGCUAUUUGGCGGUUCUGUAUCGAGUUGAGAAUAGGUGUCUGUGAGAUUGGUGUGGAGAUUGUGGGUGGUUUUGGGUUGCGGGGUGAGCAAGCUACGUUGUUAAUUGGUAUGUGGGGCUUGCGGGAAUAGUUGGCUGAAGUAUCUGUUUUUUUCAGUCGGUGAUGCGUUAAGAUUCUGGAAUUUCGUGGGGGUCAAGCGAAAGCAUAUUGCUAUGUAUAGAAAUCGGAUGAGACUACAGCUCUUUUGUCAAGUCCACGGAUCGCGUGCAGCUCACAGAAUGUGUAGUCGAAAAUUCUUGAGCCUGUGUGUCCACAAUUUCCUUUAGCUUUAUCUUCCUUUCUCUACAUGCAUCUGUCCACAAUGGCUCAGGAGGAAAAAUGCACCGUACCCAGUAAUGCGAAUUCGGGCGCAGCCGACGCUGCUCCCGCACCGCGUGAUGUGACCAAGAUAAAGAGGCCCCAGAAAAGCCUGGCGUCGUUUGUUGCAGGUGGAGGGGCAGGCAUGUUGAGCACUACUCUGCUACAACCCCUCGAUGUAAUCAAGACCCACAUGCAAGCAGCGGAAAAUCCCAGAGAUAGGCACUUCAAAGUGGUCGUGAACAGGAUUUUAGGGGAGGAUGGUGUGAAAGGGCUCUGGAGGGGCACGGGACCAGCUUGUGUUAGAGUAGGGUUAGGUGCCGGAUUGUAUUUCGCAGUUUUAGGGCCGAUGAUGGAGACCAUUAGGUCUGCAUUCGCUCGUGGAGAGCCUUACACUCAAGGCGAUGGGGGUCCAUUGAAGGAGAAACUUCCAGCUCUGGUGACUUUGAGUGCGGGUGCGUUGACAAGAUCAAUUGCAUCUUCGGUUGUCUGUCCCAUUACGGUCAUCAAGACGCGCAUGGAGUAUGCGGCGGCGUCUGGUCUUGUUUAUCGCAACACGUUUCAUGCUGUUCAAACUAUCUCAUAUAAAGAGGGUCUCUCCGGUCUUUACAGUGGAUUGAUACCAACACUAGCACGAGAUGCACCAUAUUCUGGUCUGUAUCUUCUGAUGUACAAUCGCAUUGGCAGCUCUUUGAAAGAAAGUGUGCCUACUGGGACUCCGCAAGCUGCUACCAAUUUCUUAGCAGGUGCUCUGGCUGGAGGGAGCGCGACACUUCUAACUCAUCCCCCGGACGUGAUUCGGACAAGGCUACAGUUGGAGCAGGGCCUCACCUCCAGCAUUGUGUCUACAGUCAAGCACAUUGUUGAGGUACAUGGUCUUAAAGGUUUGUUUGUAGGGGUGAUGCCGAGGGUUGGGAGGCGAGCACUGCAGCAAGCUUUUGCAUGGACAAUCUACGAGGAGAUAGUGCAACGAGUGUCCAGAAAAUUCUGACUUGCCCACACAAUCCAAAUCUUGGAAAGUAAUUUGUGGAGUGUCGCGACUUAGAUUCACGAUUUUAUCGUAUUGUUUUGAAAAAAAUACUGGUUUUCUGCAUACUUUUGGGGCUUCAUACCGAGAAGUGUGUUUGGUCCUGGAAUGUCAAAAGCUGAUUUCAGAUGACCCGCUCAGUCUUGGUGUACAUUUAAAAUUAAAAUGGAAUAUAUGCAGCAUAUUUGCAAGUGUUUUUGCAUUAAA